Giardia duodenalis is the source of this 4950-nucleotide messenger RNA. RefSeq lists its product as uncharacterized. Gene Ontology annotation, biological process: endosomal vesicle fusion; protein targeting to vacuole. The record is from RefSeq and is a predicted model, not a curated record. Gene Ontology annotation, cellular component: late endosome; HOPS complex. Bases 1 to 4950 code for a protein of 1649 amino acids. The transcript has a single exon. Lineage: Eukaryota; Fornicata; Diplomonadida; Hexamitidae.
AUGCUCUCUCUUUCCUUCGAUGACUGGGCUACCCACGAGGUCCAGGUCAAUCCCCUUAAUCCGCUUUCCUUACAAGACCCGCCCACCGAUCGCACACGGCUGGCCUCUUUGUCUCGGUCUUUGAUGUUUGGGCAGGAGCUCACAGACAGCGCCCUCCCCUCGCUAUUCGUUUCCACAGAUCUCCCCUUCUCCAUGAAAAACACGCGCUUCGUGGCAAUCUCAGCUGGCGUGGCUGCAUAUCUCGUCUGCGGAUCCGAGAGCAAUACCUUUAUGCUGUAUGACAUUCAAACCGGUGAACUUGAGCUUGAAAUGAACCCUGAGGUAGAUGGCUUCCUUCUUGGUGGUAUUGCAUAUGUAGUGAAGAAGAAAAGUGCUGCGCGAGUGGUCUUCAUGGUUGCAUAUAGUGCUACGGCGCUUUGCUGCUAUUACUACAAGGACAAGGUUCUUGAACAGCAGAAGAUCACUGCCUCCGUGCUUGGACUGAAGAACAUUGCCACAGUCACGUGCCUGCCAAUGGCGGAUGCAUCUUCAGAAUCGUUGGACACUAGCAAAGGCACCAUCAAAACCCACCAGCAGUUCUCCAUUUUAGUCGCGGACACAUCUGGAAACGUUGUACGCCUUACCAUUUCUACUAAAACUGAGGCGUUCAAAACCACUAUCAUCCAUGAAGCAGACACAGAUGCUUCUUUCUUGCAAUUGCACGCGGUAGCGGCUCCUCUUGCCAUUGAGGGGCUUGACCUAUAUAAAUCCAACGGCCCAGACUUCUCUGUUCUCAUAUUCAUCGUUUUCAAAGACAAGGUAGUAAUCAAGGCGUGCGGGACUAUUCCGCAAACAGUCCUUUCGAUGGGCGUGCUUGCUAGCCAAUUCCUCCCUGAGGGGCUCUUGCUUAGUGCGAUCACAGGGGUGGAAACGGGAUCUACGGGCGGGUUUCAGACAGCAUAUAACCUCAGGAUUCUUUUCACAUCUGAGUCCGAACUGAGCGUUGCUUCGCUAGUGCCGUUUAGCUCGAAACAUCAGGUUGCUCCAAGCGAAGUCAACUUUAAGCUGGAUCAUAAGCAGAAGUAUAGCCUUUUGGGCCUUCGUUCCGUCUGCUUUUUGGCGUCAGAUAUAGCAGUCUUCUUCUGCUCCAAAGCUUGGCAUGCUGCAUUUUUGAUUACACCCAUUGAUGCUCUCGGCCAUGAACCUGCUAUCUCACAUGUGCAGGAGAUCGAUUCUCACAGCUUGUCUGGGGAUUUCAACAUACUAGACAUUGAUACCCCUUUCUUCACCACAGAUCCCGUUUAUGGGCCGCGCCUGCUUUGCACGCCAACAGCUCCAAUUGCUAGUUGGCCUGCCAAAAUCUUGACUACAAAAACACUUGACUCCCUAUGUACUGGGCACGCGGCUUCGCGUUCUCAACAUCUCGCCUUACCACUAGUGUAUAACUAUGCUUACAGAGUUUUUGGUCUUGGACUACUAAAAUCUGAUAUAUUUGCGAAUUCCCUCUCUGUCCCGUUUAACCCAUUAGAGCUCUCGGCGUGCCUGUACAUUCACGAAAGUAACCACAGAUCAACAGCCUGGACAAAGCAUCUCGCCGGCUCCUUACAGGCUGCCCAUCUUUCUAAGGAUGGGCUCUCGACUGUUGAUAAGCUGCUUAACUUAAUAGUUAAGCUCUUCGAAGCACCUUUUCAGAACGAUUCCCAUGGCUACGUUGUGUCGGUCCAUCUCUUGGCCCUUGCAGCUAGUCUCAACGCUCUUUCGGCGUUCUUAGGGUUGGCACUGAAGACUUUUGGCAGCAGUUAUAUCUCCGAAGCACCGCCGUACUUUCUUGCUGCCCUUGUCUUCCUAACACUUAACUUUCAGCUCGACCUUUCAAUAGACGAUCUUUCCGCGCUUUUGGAUGUCCUUAAGACCCAAUUGGCCUGCUCUAAUACCUCUCACCAAUUCACUUGUCCAUUGAUUCAAGAGCCCGAGUUCAUUCUGCGCAGGGCCUUAGACCCAAACAAAGUCCUCGAAAACAUCCAAUCCAUAUGCUUACUGAACUCGUGCAACCGCCAGCAGUAUGACGAUCUGCUGGCUGUGACUACAAAUCGGAAACUAGAAGCUGCCCUUUUCUUCCUAUAUGUGCUUCGCGUCUUCGAUGACUCUAAGGAGGGUGGCGAAGGCGUGCUUCGGUCAGAUCCUUGGCCCGACUUUUUCAAAGAGAUCAGAAGGCAACAAGAUGCUGGCUCGCAGGAGGGUCUCUUUGCAUACCAUCAAUUCCUACGACUUGUGCUCACUGACUUUACAGAUGCAGCUACAACCAUACGCACUGCUAAUAUUUGUCUCCGAACAACGUCGGGCCUUUCUCUACACUUGCCUGUCUACCUUGCUAACCAGGCCGUUGUCAUUGACGCUUCUCGCGCGUCUUCGCUUUCAUCCGGCUUUUACAAGACGCUACACAAUAAAGUAUUUACGGGCAAUCCAAACGAGCUGGUCCUGGAGUGGAUUAGCAUAAGUUGUCGGGACUUCUGCCUAAUCGCACUCUCCUCUGUAGCGGCAAAAGCAGCCGGCCUUGUGCGCAAGUCCAGCGGUUCCAACUCGAAUUAUCUCAUGGAGUUCAAUCACGUUCUUAUUACCCUCCAGAAUCUAGUCUUCGAUACCUCAUUUAUCGAGAACCUGAAGAGCGUCGACUCGGUGGACAAUCCACGGAUCUUUAGGCGGAGCGUCACCACGGGAAGGCUGAACUUUGAGAGCCUGCUGUUGCUCAGUCACGUACUCUUUGAUAUUUCCAUGAUUGUCCUAGACAUUAUGAGGCACACUUCUCCUGGAACUCCCGUGCAGAACGAGGCGUUGAGGAAGCACGGCAUUCUCCCGGAAAUUGACAGGAUUGCUGCUUGCAAAAUGUUAUCGCGUCUUCCAGAGUGCUGCUGGAUAUACCUCCUACUUGUUCGCGCCAUGGAAACACCAGAGCAACUCGAGGCGUGUCUGACCACCGAUACGGCUGACAACAUAUUCACAAAAGCAUUCAGCUGCCAAAGUGCGCGGGAAAUGUAUGCGGAUGCUGCGCUUCUUGUACACUUUCCUAUGUUUUUUCUCCCAAAGUACCUGUCUGUUCGCUCGAGGCGCUUCUCAUCCAUAUACACAUUUCUACACUACGUUCCGUGGUAUUUUCCGCUAGAUCUUGCUAAGAUCUACUGCUGCCUUACUGAUCUUACCAGCGGGCAUGAGGAAUCGAUCUCGCCCUUAUCUAGAUUUGACAGUGUGUCUGCUCAGCCUUUUGUUUCGACUGCCUCUCUCUUGAUUACACCGCAGUAUAGCCGACCCUUCCUAUGCUCCACUCUCUUAUCUGUGCUCCAAGAUGGGCCGCUAGCCACUGUCGAUGCUUUCGCGGCAUCUGCUCUCACGCUCUUCUUUGCGACACCUCGUGGGCUAAAUCUGUCGUUAUUGUCGAGCCUGCAGCACCUCUUGCCUAUUGAUGCCGGUGCGCCUGUAGAUGACUUAGUUUUUACAUUAGCAAAAACCAUCGACAUUAUCUUCUCUAACGUACUCCCUGGCAUAGAUGGCCUGGCUAUUAAUCCUGUUCAAGAGUCUUGCCAUUUGACUAGGCUGCUUUCUGGAAUAGACUACAAGAGUGUCCAUGACUUUCUCAGUAACCCGUCGGAAUUUGCAGCGACCAUGCUUCGGAUUUUCAGACACUCUCCGUACGACCUUUUAAGGGUGUACUUCUAUAAACAUUUCCCUGCCGCCCAGGCUCUUCCUGACGUGCCAGCAGAGAAUAAACUAUUAAAGGAAGCCUACAUAAAUACAGGAACGCGCUUUCUGUUCUCUAUCCUCUUCCCAGAUGAUCUUCUUGAUACUAAGGGCAAUUCAUCUCAACUAAACGGUCAGAUUAGGCGUGGCUGUUCGAAGAUCUUGGGGACAGAUAUAGUGGGCCCGGAACUUUUGCUGUUUGGGCUCGACGAUGACGGCCACCCCUCGCAGGACUGGAUUCACUUUACUAAGAAGAACUCCCUGACCCAAGAACAGAGAGGAAUUGUUUUUUCCGUUAGUCAGUUUCUAAUCAUGAACUGCGCUGAGAAUUCGUUGGUGAAGAAAGGCCAACGCGAGGCUUUGACAUGGGUCUCUUAUAUCCUUCCCCUCAUGGAUGAGUCCAUAGCCAAGAGGCUUGUCAGUGAUGUCCUUGGUAAAAGUCCACUUGACGGGGAAGUGCAGUUCUUGCUCUCCUUGCAAUUGGCGCAAUUUUGCGACUCGGGGUCCAUCUCGGUUCAUUUUUAUCAACGGUUCACAUAUCUUCUUCAGAACCACGAAGCUAAGCAAGCAGAGUUAGAAUCCUUUAUAGAAAAGACGCUUUCGCUUUAUCUCUCACAACUUACUGGGGCAAACGGCGAGGUCGUCAAAGAGCUCUUUAAGGCCCUGUCGACUGUACAGGAUGAACGCUCGUACUUUGACUAUGCGCUAAAGACCCUUGCCACUCUCAGAGAAACGCUCUAUGUAGAUGCUGCAGAUACUCUGGUUCUGCAUCUAAUGCAGCUUGGCGAUACCUCACGGAUAUUGCAGCUAAUUAAGCUCCUCUCCCGUCAGCUUAACUCCGAUCUUAUUACGCAGGAUGCUAUACUCAGCGCCGGGAUUGCCGACCAGUCUCACUCUCUGAACAUGCGCAUUACCAUGCUCAGACAGGGGACAACAAUUGGAGCGCUCAAAUGCUUCAUGUGUCAGCAGCCAGUUUACAAGGAGCCUGUCUAUCCCAAAUCGGUGAUUACAUCCAUAGAGGCAGGAAAGAAUGUCCAGCUCGAAAGGCAGAUCUCUCCUUCAGAAGCAAAGACCACGCAUGUCUUUUCAUGUGGCCAUGUAUUUCAUCAUGCGUGCCUCAACGAGACUGAGGAAGGGCUGCAGAGGCGGGCUGACGUCCUUAACAGGUAUCUUCUGGGGGAGAUCACCACUUGUGAGUAUCCAGCACACUACAAGAUCGAAUGCCCAGUGUGUAAAUGA